Messenger RNA from Myxozyma melibiosi, 849 nucleotides. RefSeq names its product ETC complex I subunit conserved region-domain-containing protein. The transcript is spliced from 3 exons. Bases 206 to 727 code for a protein of 173 amino acids. Lineage: Eukaryota; Fungi; Ascomycota; Lipomycetes; Lipomycetales; Lipomycetaceae. The record is from RefSeq and is a predicted model, not a curated record. Gene Ontology annotation, biological process: electron transport chain.
GGGGCCGAGAAGAAAAGCAGCCAACGAGGAAGUUCUCGGGGCCGGUGCACGUUCAACUGUGCGGUUAUGCCACAACUGCACUAAUCACGUGCUGAUUGGAUUGGCCAACCAAACCGCCGCGAAUGGGAGCCCCGGAAACCCUCAGCGAUAUUUCUCUUUCAAGACGUGAACCUCAUCUUUGCUGCUUCUCUCCGCACUUCUCACAAUGGCAAGCAGAUGCACCUUCUCCGCGCUCGCUCGCGUCUCUGUCCGCCGCGCUGCGCUUCCGCAGUGCCAGCAGCAGCUGCUCUUCGCGCGUCUGAACUCGACCGCGGCAGCCACCCCCGUUCCCAUCCCCGAGACCAAGACCGAGCCAUUGAAGCGAUUCGACAUCAUCAGCGGUGCGCCCGUUGAUCUGUCGACAAAGCGCAUCGUCCGAAUUUACCAGCGCGCAAAGACAGCCAUGCAGAGCGGAAACCACGAGACAAAGGUCUGGCGACUGGACUGGGACAUCGAGCAGAAGAGCGCUCGAUGGGAAAACGACGUCAUGGGCUGGGCGAGCAGUGGCGAUUACAUGCAGGCCACCGAGGUCAAGUUCAAGACCAAGGAGGACGCCAUCCGAUUCGCGACCAACCAGGGCUGGGAUUACUACAUCCAGGAGCCUCACAAGCGUGACUUCCGGCCAAAGCAAUACGCAAACAACUUCCUGCACAGCCCUGGCCCAUUGAAGCACAUCCGCACGAAAUAAACAAUAUGUCUCCCACGCAUCACCUUUCUAUCAUAAGGUCCUUUUCUUUUUUAUCUUAUCUAGUCGUUUUAUUUCAUUUGUUUUUCUCAGAGUUCAUGGGGUUUAUAUAAUACAUUACACAG